Molecule: messenger RNA, 1185 nt
Organism: Aspergillus wentii DTO 134E9
Lineage: Eukaryota; Fungi; Ascomycota; Eurotiomycetes; Eurotiales; Aspergillaceae
Exons: 4
Coding region: 1-1185 (394 amino acids)
Cellular component (GO): Golgi apparatus
Source: RefSeq, a predicted model, not a curated record
AUGCGAUCGGACUGCGAACCAGUGGCUGCACCACCCCCCGUAUAUUCCAAGCACGACUACAAUGUCGACACAAAGGGCCCCUUGGCGGUCCAACUGCCGGUAGAUCUUGAGCCUGGGCAUUUAUCCACACGACCUAGUCCGACUUUUAAUAAAAAUGCAGCAUCUGCUCCUCCCCGUGGCCAACGUCGUUAUUACUUUCCAACUACACGAUGGACGCGAGCGUUUGCUUUUACGGUGAUCAUCGAGACUAUUCUUACGGUCGGCAUUGAAAGCUGGAUAUUGAUCGACAUUUCGAAAGGCCGCGAUGACCAGCAAAAGGAAGACACAACAAGGCGCCUUCGGUCAUUCCUGGGUCUCUAUAUAUUUGCCCUCUUGUACGAGCUCCUGCUAUCAUAUGAUGCAUUGCGACGACAGAACACAAUUCAGCUGGUUGGACUUUGUAUAUGCAAUGGCGGGCUGUUGACAUAUGGGUUUCUUCAGAUGAGGGAAAUCAAGGCGACGCUCAACAGCGUGAUCACGGAUCAGACAGUUGCCAAUCAUGUGUGGGCUACAUAUAAAAUCGAGCUCAUUCUGGUGCCGGUGUUUUUGGCCGUUGGGACUGUACUCAUGUCGUUCCUGACGUGGAAGUUGCGUGCUGAAUUCUCAUGGUCUAUAUAUAAAAAUAUCAGCGCUGAUAUUCAAAUGAAACGCCGGUAUAUCACAUAUCAGGUCUACAUUGCUCUGUUGAAGUUUGAUUUCUUCUUCAUCUUUGGCAGUCAGCUUCAAAUCCUUCUUGUUAUUAUAGAAGCCGACAGCAACGAUUUCAUUAUAAACGCAGCCAUGAUUCCCGUUACUAUUGUAACCCUGCUUCUGGCUGGUCAUUUCUGCAGGAAAGAGAAAGCCAAGUCCCUGCUGUGUAUUAUGGCUUUCAUGUUGGUUCUAAUGGCAUGCUUCAUCAUGAUGCUGAUCCAAAUCCACAGUCCACAGGGUAGCGAUGUCUUUAGCAUGGUCCGAGUUUCUCUGACACUAUUUUCCGUAAUAGUAGUCUUGCUGCUUGGUGUCACACUCAUCAACACAGUGAUGUGUAUAAAUAAUUUCCAUAAAGGGCUGAAACCCCAUAUCAAUAACUCUACACCAGGCAUAUCGGCCGACGCUUCGCUGGAGCUCAAGUCCCGAGAGGGCGAUACGCGGUUUUUGCUCAAUUAG